AGGAGGUGAUUACAGAGUCUAUAAAGAGCCUCUCUCACUCUGUCCUCCUGAUUUCUGCUCCUCACAACUUCUGUUAACAUUUCUGAUUUUCAACAUUUAAACUUUAUUGAAACAUUAAAGCGAACAAACAGCCUGCAGCCACAUUAACCUCAGGCUGGUUUAUUUUCAUUUCUCAACAACAACAGGUGGAGAUUUUUUGAUUUAGGAUUUCUUUUAAACUUUUGGUUCUCCUGGAGGACUGUUCCUCCCCUCACACCGGCUCCCUCCUCACCUCCUCCCCGGGUACCCCCACCCACCCACCCCCCUCAGCCAUGGGCUCCGUGCUGCCCGGUUCCUCUCUGGGCCUGAAGCCGGGCUUCAAGCCGCAGCAGCAGCAGCAGCCUCUCUCCCUGGCGGACGUCAUCACCUCGGACAUCCUGCACAGCUUCCUGUACGGCCGCUGGAGGCACGUGCUGGGCGAGCAGCACCACCACCACGCGCCCCACCAGCAUCACCUGCAGCAGGAGGACCGCACCGCCCCGAGCGCGAGCCCCAAGACGGCGUUCACUGCAGAGGUGCUCGCGCAGUCUUUCUCUGGAGAGGUGCAGAAGUUGUCCAGCCUGGUUUUACCCAGCGAGGUGAUCAUCGCUCAGAGCUCAGUCCCAGGAGAAGGUCUGGGGAUUUUCUCUAAAACGUGGAUCAAAGCAGGAACAGAGAUGGGACCGUUCACCGGACGCCUCAUCUCCCCGGAGCACAUCGACCUCUACAAGAACAACAACCUCAUGUGGGAGGUGUUCAACGAGGACGGUACGGUCAGGUAUUUCAUCGAUGCGAGUCAGGAGGACCAGAGGAGCUGGAUGACGUACAUUAAGUGUGCGAGGAACGAGCAGGAGCAGAACCUGGAGGUGGUUCAGAUCGGCAGCAGCAUCUUCUACAAGGCUGUCGAGACGAUCCCUCCGGACCAGGAGCUGCUCGUCUGGUACGGAAACUCCCACAACACCUUCCUGGGAAUACCUGGGAUUCCUGGAGGAGACGAAGAGCAGGCUAAGAAGACCAAAACUGAUGAGUUCCACAUCUGUGAAGGCGUCUCCACCACAACUACCACCCCCUCCCCCGCCUCCUCCGCCCCUUCCAUCAGUCUGGGUCGUAUGCGUUGCGUGAUCUGCCACCGCGGGUUCAACUCCCGCAGCAACCUGCGCUCACACAUGCGCAUCCACACGCUGGACAAACCCUUCGUCUGCCGCUUCUGCAACCGCCGCUUCAGCCAAUCGUCCACGCUGAGGAACCACGUGAGGCUGCACACCGGCGAGCGCCCGUACAAGUGCCACGUCUGCCAGUCGGCGUACUCGCAGCUGGCGGGGCUGAGGGCGCACCAGAAGAGCGCCCGGCACAGACCCAGCGCGGAAGCAGUGGCUGCAGGAGGAGGCGUGGUGGUUCACUCUGCCCACUCACCUCCUCCUCACCCGCCGCAGCUGACCGCCAUGCCUCACCCUGCGUCACUGGUUCACCACAUACCGACCAUGGUGCUGUGAGACAGACACACACCUGACACACACACACACACACACACACACACACAGAAAGACAGACGCACCUUUAACUUCGACACAGGCUCAAUUAUUUAAAGAUGGGGAAGUGGUAUAAAAAGAUGACACUGUGUCUCCUCCUCCUCCCGUUGUACAAACAUGAAGCCAAAAUACUGCCAUGAUAUGUUCCACAUCUUAGUCUGUGCAGGGAUCAACGGGCGGAGCCGGUAUUUAUAUUUAACUUAUUGAUAAGACACCAGAUCCCUCAUGUGGGAGCAGUCACUCUGUACAGGAGGCUCUAAAUGUUUGACUCCACUUUUCAGGAGCCGUCACAGCGUCCAUCUUUAUUCUCCUGUAGCUGACAGGUGAACGGGGCUGACUGUGGCUGUACAUUACAUGCAUGCAAUCACAUGUUUACUGGACAGAACACGGUGUAAAUCAUGAUUUGUAGAACAGUUGCAUGAUGGGAAAGUGUCAGCAUGUGACUCCAUCUUAUCAAGUCUUGAAAUCCAGUAUCUUUGAGAUGACGAUGUUGUGUGUUGGUUUGCAUGCAGAUGGUUCUCUGUAGAUUGUUGUAAUGUGUGUGUUGAAUACAGGGGGCGCUACAGUCUCAGCGCAGUCUGAGCUUCAUCCUGCUGGAAUAAUAUCCUUCAUGCUAGCUCUGCAGCUCACAUGCUAAAGCUCAAAUAAGACUUUUUGGAUUUUGGAAUUAAAGCAUGCUAAUACAGUAGCAUCAGCAUCUGCUUGUACAGCUGCAUUAUAAAGAGGACUGAAAAGACCAGAUCCCUGUAGAGAAGCUCAUUAUUGAAAAGAAGGUGGAGCCUGAUGCUCUGAAAUUCUAUCAUUAUUAAUAUCAAUAUCAGUUUAUGUUUGCUGUGCUUCAGCUUUGAGUUGAGACCCAAAUUGGGUCUUACACACAUUAAAGCUCCUGUGAGGAACUUUCUUUUUGUGUCUAUGUUGGCGCCCCCAUGUGGAUAAAGGGAGGUAGCUUUUAUCUCUGCUUAUUAUGACCAAUACAUCCUGCUAUUUUUUAACUUAUCAAGAAUCUUUGAGGUGUAAAACGGUUUAAAGAGGGCUAUUUGCCUGACACCUACCCUGCACCGACAGUUUCAUGCUUAAUUAUUGAUCAUUUAGAAAACGGCAAAGUGUUUCUGACGGUCUGAUUUUCUUUUGUACGUCAUGAAGAGGCAUCAGUAUAAAUUUCAGCCCAUUUCAUAAUCGGGUAAAAAUUCCUCACAGGAGCUUUAAAUUGAAACUAUUAGAAUCUACAUUUCUAAUCUUUGUAAAUGUUGAUACUUCUUUCUCUUUAAAUAAUGAAAGUUAUGAGAGUCGGCCUUUCAUGUAAAUAAGUUUAAAACUGUUAAAGAAUGUGAAUAUAAAAAUAUGCUUUAUGCCCAGAAUAUAAUUCAACUGUCACUUUAUCUCUGUAUAUGUAUAAGGUCAUGUACGACACAUGUAUCAGUAUAUAAGUAUGCUAUGUUGACUUCUACAAAGGACACUGUAUUUGAGCGUAUGUACUCUUAAUAAAGUAUUACUUCACCUCUGA
Notolabrus celidotus (New Zealand spotty) is the source of this 3051-nucleotide messenger RNA. RefSeq names its product PR domain zinc finger protein 12-like. The transcript is spliced from 6 exons. Gene Ontology annotation, cellular component: nucleus. Gene Ontology annotation, biological process: neurogenesis. Gene Ontology annotation, molecular function: histone methyltransferase binding. The coding region runs from base 312 to 1511 and encodes 399 amino acids. The record is from RefSeq and is a predicted model, not a curated record. Lineage: Eukaryota; Metazoa; Chordata; Actinopteri; Labriformes; Labridae.